AUGCAAAGUCGUGAUCAUUCUCUUGACAAUCGUUUUACCUUGUCCUCGACUUGUACCGACCCGACGACAUCCAAAUCGACGCGUGCUCCUCCAACGUCUGCCAUCCAAAGCCUCGACGAGACUGCCCGCAAGAAUCCCUUCCCAGAGACGACCAGCGACUCCUUGGCUUCGCAGCUCACCCCGCUGAAAUCGGCCACGAGGCUCAACUCAACUGCCAGAGGUGCUCGUGCCCUACCUAGAGAUGGAGUAAUUGUGGACAACUGUACAUCAGAAGCAGAAGCUGCAGACAUUUCGAUUGGGGAUGCGCCGAACAGAAUGGCUCAACGCCGCUCCAGCUACCCCUUCUCUUCGACGCAUGAUCAGUCGGGCAGGGGCCAGCCAGCGUGGCAGAGCUCGAAAGAAGCAUCUCAUAGCUAUGAACCAGGUACUACCGGCUCUGGUUCCCAUGCGGCCACAGAACAGAAUCUGUCACCCAAUUCCAAUGCUGCCGAGUUAGUUCACAGCCCUGCCGCACUGGCUACGUCACAGCAGCAACUCAAUGAAUAUCGCGCCAGGUUAGCUAGAGACCUCGAGAUCCGCGAACUUUCUGCGAGGGGCCUACUCAUGGCGCAAUCAGAAAAGGCUCGCUUCUCUCCGAUACUGGAGGAAGGCAUUGGAGUGUCUUCGCCGGUCUUCACAGCUGCGCUCACCACAACCUCGACAGAGUCUGGCCAUACCGUCCGUGGUGGCAUGACCCCAGCAGCCAUCGCACACACGCCGUCGUAUCCCUUUCCAAGAAUGGCUGGAUUUGCUCCACAUCCUCAAAUACCGAAAUCAAUGCCCUACCUGUCAGCGAGCCCUGCCUCGCGGCAACAUCAGGCCCAAUCGCCCGUGGAAUAUCGUGGCCUACUGGAUAAGGUUUUGUCAGAGACAUCCACGCCAGCGUCGACCUUUAGUUUUGAGCCUCCAGGUGGUCCGGAAAACUCCCAGAGCUUCGAUUUCCCCACUCCUAACCUUUAUGAUAUGUCUUUAAUGCUGUCUGCCGAACCCGGGUUAGACGCUUGGUGGAAUACAGUGGUACAAAUUAUGAGAGAUAUUUAUAAAGCAGAGCGAGUGACACUGGCUGUUCCUGCCGACACGACUGAUAUUGAAAAUGUUCCCUGGGGCCAAAAAGCCACGUACAACAAGCAUCAAGAAGAUGAGCUCAGCAUGGGCUACAUUGCCAAGGCUAGCACCGCUUUGCAAAGUAGUGAUUAUGAGGCUUCCGACAGUGCAGCUGCCUUUGACGAUAAACCAACGCACCCUACAGCUGCGGCUCUGUCUCGGCCGGGAUUGAGGAGUCGACACUCGUUCACGGCCUUUGAGGAAAACAAGCAAAAAUCGCUAGAACAAACUCCCAUCGUGCCGCCGAAAAGACCAUCCAACCUGACGAGAAGUAAGACUCAGUAUCCAUCACCCCGGGUGGUAGCGGAGCUUCGUGAUGACUACACCAAGCUCAACAAGGACGCCUUGGACGAGCACGACGCCGCCGCCGAGGCACAACAAAGGAUCCCCAGUUGGGAGGCUCCAUUUAUGGCUCGCUACGAGGGUCAGGGUCGGAUUCUCCCCGUCCUCCAAGCGUUAGAUUACGAAGCAGACCCGUUGAUUGACCACACCGGUAUCGUACGAGUGCUUGAGCGAGGCCGGCCCGUAGCUCUAACUCGAACAUACCCCUAUCUCCCUCGAACGAAAUCCGACGCCGAACAAACCGGCGAGCAAAAGGCCAGCUCCAAAGGAAGCAGCACAGACUCCAAAAGACCAAAAAGGCAACGCACGGAAUCGGUGUCGAAGUUGUCAACCAUAUUUGCGGGUACGACACGUCCCAAAGGCAACCCCAGCGACAAGACCAACACUACGCCAAUAUCAUCGUCACUCGACGAUGAAGAUCCUCGACCGCCAACCCCAAAGUACGAGGAGUACGAACAGGCACCUCCUUCUCCAUGGUCUCAGUCACCAGCUCCGUCACCCGCUGUACGAGCUGAUCCCAAGGAAAACCCUUUCUUCACUGAUGCGAUGGUGGAUGAGGAUUCUUUCAAUCCUGGCUCACCUCCAGUCAGCUAUACAGGAAUGCGUCCACCGGAAGCAAUCGGUGUCGACAACUCUUGGACAGUCCUACACAUACCUCUAACCCAUGUGCUCCUCUCCAAGCCAUCGCGGACAUUUAAACUCGAUGCGACUGCCCUCGAACAAAAAUCGCAACUGCGAAGCAAGGACGACUCCUCACCCAACCGCCAUGGACCAUCCGAAGCAGACCGAGUCUCCCCAGAACAAGAAAAGGGAAACCGAUCUGCCCCCAUUGCUGUUCUCUCCAUUCUCAGUCCCAUAAUACCAUAUCCGUCCAACUUGAGGCACUCUUUAGAAAAUCUGGCACCGCACAUGGCUACCUCAUUUUCACUUUGCCGUCAUUACAGCAACCUGGAAACUGAACUGGCUGGUAUUCAGCGUCGACGUCCUCCCACGGCAGGAUUUGGUGCCGUUGCUCCGUUUGGAAGCCAUGUAGAAGGUGGCCCGUUCCUGGCUGCUGGACAACCACCAGCGCAAAACUCUCUCGGUGGAAGCAUUACUAGCCCUAGCGACUACUCGGCCAUCUCGAAGAGUACGACAGCAUCUCCCAUGGCAACUCCUGGAUGGGAACAUGGCUCCCUUAGCCAUCUCAUGGACCGGAGACAACCUCUGGGUAGCCCUUCCGCAGGCUCUCAAGCGGUAGAGAGCUACUUCGCGACCAAGCAAAAGUUGGCGCCCAAGGAGACGGCGACGCCUGCGGCUCAACGGUCACGAACGACUUCCAAGGACAACUCCCCUGGCGAGAAGAGGCACUCGUUUCUCUCUGGUGUUCGAUUUGGCAAUGAGGCAUGUAGCCCCGAGCAAAUCAUGGAAAGAAGCUAUUUUGAAUCUGAAGACAGCACCGGGACGAAAACCCAGAAGGAAACCACUUUAAAUACUGGACAUGAUGGCGGAGCUUCUGACCCAGCAAGCGACGUCCCUCUCACCAGGCCGGGUGGCAGUGUGGACGACCGAGGCAGAGCGGACCCCAGCCAACCUCAACAUGGUCAUACUGUACUUCAUAGCUAUGGGGCUGACUUUGCAUCCACUUUCCAGUCCCUGCCUCCGAGCUCUAGUCUGUCAUCCAGAUUGCCAACAACUCCCGCCGCACCACCGCGGAGCGGUUCAUUGACUUCCAUGGCGGGGGAUAUGCCACCGCCAUCCGAUAGAUUGAAGGGGCUUAUAUUAGACUCGCUACCUGCCCACGUCUUCGUCUCUUUACCUCAGACCGGGGAAACGGUUUGGGUCAAUAGUCGCUUCUUGUCGUACCGUGGGCAAACUGUGGCAGACUUGUCCGCUGACCCAUGGGGAAGCAUUCAUCCGGAUGACCGAGAGGGCUAUCUCAAAGCUUGGGGCCAUUCGCUUCGAACGGGCGAGCAAUUCUCUAGGUCUGUUCGUAUCAAGAGGUUCGAUGGUGCAUACCGGUGGUUCUAUGCUCGCGCCGUGGCUUCAAAGGACAAGCGGGGGGUCAUCAUGCAGUUUCUAGGGUCGUACAUGGAUAUUCAUGAUCAGCAUAUUGCCGAGCUAAAAGCCGCUCGACAAGCGGAAAUUGAGGCAUCGGAAGCAAAGCAUCGGCUACUUGCCAAUCUAAUUCCACAAAUUAUCUUCACAGCCACAGAAGAUGACGGUAUCACUUUCGCCAAUGACCAAUGGCUAUCAUAUACCGGACAGAGCUUCGAGGAUUCGCUGGGCCUUGGAUUUAUGGACUAUGUGCACCCUGAUGAUUUGGCAAGAUGCCGAAUUCCAAUUGAGCGAGGAGUCAAACUUUCAAAUGCGCAAUCCCCACCAGAUGAAAAGGGCCACAGCGGAGCAUCAUCGGCAGGAACACAAACCACACCAACUGCGCGAAAUGUCAGCCAGACCUUGCAACAGCCGGCUGUUGGAAAGUCGGGGCUACGGAGCGUCCAACCUGCGCUUUCCAGGGCCAGCAGCUCCGGCAGCGAGUCUAUCUACUCGCUCCCAUCUGCCGAGCUCACAGAGUUGGCGAGGAAGGGCAUCAUCAAGGUGACUACAGAUACAAGCGGUAGACUGUCGUACACCACAGAAGUUCGACUUCGGUCAAAGACUGGCGAGUACAGGUGGCAUCUCAUUCGUUGUGUCGAAAUCGAUACACUCGAUUUUGGACAGGGUGCUAGCUCUUAUUUCGGAUCUGCAACCGAUAUCAAUGACCACAAGCUCCUCGAGGCAAAACUCAAGGAAGCCAUGGAGUCCAAAGGUCGAUUUUUGAGCAACAUGUCUCACGAAAUUAGGACACCGCUAAUUGGCAUUUCGGGCAUGGUGAGCUUUUUGCAGGAUACGACAUUGAACGAGGAGCAGCGAGACUACACCAACACAAUCCAGACCAGCGCCAACAGCUUGAUUAUGAUCAUCAACGAUAUUUUGGACUUAUCAAAGGUCGAUGCUGGUAUGAUGAAGCUGAAAUACGAAUGGUUCCAUACUCGGUCUCUAAUCGAGGACGUGAACGAACUUGUCUCUACAAUGGCCAUCGCUAAACGCCUCGAGUUGAACUAUCUCGUCGAGGCGGAUGUACCUGCAUGGGUGAAGGGUGACAAGGUUCGGAUUCGGCAGGUGCUGCUUAAUGUCAUUGGAAACGCUAUCAAGUUCACGGCCGAGGGUGAGGUGUUUAGUCGAUGCAGGGUGUACACGGAAGACGACCCUGCGGUUCGCAGUGACAAUGAAAUUAUGCUCCAGUUCGCCAUCACGGAUACCGGCAGAGGCUUUUCAAAGGAAGAGGCAGAAUUGAUCUUUAAGCCAUUUAGUCAAAUCGAUGGAAGCAGUACCAGGCAACACGGCGGAAGUGGACUUGGCUUGGUCAUUUCGCGACAGCUCGUUGAACUUCAUGGAGGCAAAAUGGAAGGCACCGCGGUUCCUGGUCAUGGGUCAACCUUUACUUUUACUGCACGGUUUACAUUGCCUUCACCAGAGGACCAUCCGAAUAUUCCUGUCAGCCCAGGAUCCACAGCCUCUACGGGAUCAAGACAAGGAUCGUCUGAGAACGUCAACCGAUCGACCAAGGGACUGUCUGUGGUAGAACAAUUGCGCAGUAGUCCCCAAGAAGGAAUCAACCCGAAAGGAAAGGAAGCCAAUCCGAGCCCCGUCUCGCCCAGUCAGCGUGUCAGCCCGGAAGCAUCGUCAAGUCGUGCAUCGAGACAUCAUACGGGCUCUUCCCCAAAUACAUCUGUCAAUGCUGGGCUGGCUCGAUUCAGCGAGGCUGCCAAAGCCAGUGGACAGGAUCUCUCCCAGAUGAAACUGGAGAUGCCUUCGGACAGAGCUUCGCCAUCACGAACAUCGACUCCAGAGGCCAAUGCUCCUCGACCAACAAGCGACUUGCGUCCACCUCUGUACUCGAUCUUAAUUAUCUGUGCACAGCACCACAGCCGUGAAGCGACUGCGCAGCACAUCGAAAUGACGCUGCCCAAGGAUGUCCCUCAUCAAAUCACAGCUAUCGCAUCCAUCGAGGACGCGGAACCAUUCCUUGGCGGUGAGGAUCCCAUCCGAUUUACGCACAUCGUUCUUAACUUGGCUUCAGCCGAGGCAAUCAUCAACGUCAUGGAUGAAAUCACAAAGUCGCAGAAAAUUGAAGGAACAACCAUUGUGAUUCUCUGCGACUCUGUGCAACGACAGGCUGUUCAGAAAUUGGCCGCCGAUACAAAGCACGAGCGUUUCCUGUCGGAAAAUCUCGUGACGUUUAUAUACAAGCCGGUCAAGCCGUCGAGAUUUGCUGUCAUUUUCGACCCUGAUAAAGUGCGAGAUCUUAGUACUGAUAGAAACCGAUCCACUGCGCAGCAAAUGGUUGAAAAUCAAAAGGCCAGUUACCAAGAGAUUGAGAAGCGCAUGGGUAACAAGGGGUACAGAGUACUGCUUGUGGAAGACAACCCUGUGAACCAGAAGGUGUUGAACAAGUAUCUGAAGAAGAUUGGAGUCGAAGUUGAGGUUGCCAUCGAUGGUGUAGAGUGUACGGAAAUUGUUUUGUCCAAGCCGCAUAGCUACUACUCCCUGAUUCUUUGCGACCUACACAUGCCGCGAAAAGACGGCUACCAAGCGUGUCGCGAGAUACGAGAGUGGGAGAAGGCAUCGAAUUUGCCUAAGCUGCCAAUUAUUGCACUGUCAGCUAAUGUAAUGUCUGACGUGCAAGAAAAGUGUGUGGCAGCGGGAUUCAGCGACUACGUGACAAAACCCGUCGACUUUAUCGAUCUGAGUAGAGCCAUGGCCAAAUUCUUCUAG
Pochonia chlamydosporia 170 is the source of this 6285-nucleotide messenger RNA. Its product is annotated as autoinducer 2 sensor kinase/phosphatase luxQ. The transcript is spliced from 2 exons. The record is from RefSeq and is a predicted model, not a curated record. Gene Ontology annotation, molecular function: protein binding; phosphorelay sensor kinase activity. Gene Ontology annotation, biological process: phosphorylation; phosphorelay signal transduction system. Lineage: Eukaryota; Fungi; Ascomycota; Sordariomycetes; Hypocreales; Clavicipitaceae. The coding region runs from base 1 to 6285 and encodes 2094 amino acids.